Molecule: messenger RNA, 158 nt
Organism: Ambispora leptoticha
Lineage: Eukaryota; Fungi; Glomeromycota; Glomeromycetes; Archaeosporales; Ambisporaceae
Source: the annotation of a GenBank genome assembly
UUGAAAUAAAUAGUGAAUUAGAAGCAAUUAAAAUUGACCGCGAUAAGUGGCAAAAGAAGCAUGAGGAACAUAUUUGUCCGCCAGUUGAUAACCGUGAAUUAACUAGAUUACGCCAGGAAAAUCAAAAAAAAGAGCAAAAAAUAGGAGAAUUGGAGCAA